This is a messenger RNA of Amphimedon queenslandica, 1133 nucleotides long. Its product is annotated as leucine carboxyl methyltransferase 1-like. Gene Ontology annotation, cellular component: cytosol. Lineage: Eukaryota; Metazoa; Porifera; Demospongiae; Haplosclerida; Niphatidae. The record is from RefSeq and is a predicted model, not a curated record. Gene Ontology annotation, biological process: C-terminal protein methylation. Gene Ontology annotation, molecular function: protein C-terminal leucine carboxyl O-methyltransferase activity. The coding region runs from base 93 to 1079 and encodes 328 amino acids. The transcript is spliced from 8 exons.
CCACACCUACUUUAAUAACCAAAGCCCCGCCCACUACACUACAAAGUUUUUAUAAUAGUUCUAUUUCUUUCUUUUUGUCAUUAUUUAGAGCAAUGGCAGAAUCAUUGAUUCUCCCAAGCGAAGACGAGUCAGUACAAGCGACCAAUGAUGAUGCAACAAGCAGCAAAAAAUAUGCAGUUGAUCAAGGAUAUUGGAAAGACGAUUACGUUCAGUUUUUUUGUCGUUCAGCUGAGAAAAGAACCCCAGAAAUAUGUCGGGGAUAUUAUGCUAGAGUCUUAAGCAUACAAAAACUAUUAGUAAAGUUCUUAAAGCUUACGUCAUGUGACUGUCACGUGAUUAACCUGGGGGCAGGAUUUGACUCCACCUACUGGACGAUGAGGGACAGAGGACUCACACCUCGGACGUACAUAGACAUUGAUUUCCCAGAAGUGAAUAAAAAGAAGUGCCAAAUAAUUAAAAAAAGAAAGCAAUUGCUUGAGCCGUUAUCUAAAGACUCCUCCCACUCAGCCACACCCACUGAAAUAAGUAGUACAGAGCUUCACUCUGCCCACUAUCACGUGCUCUCAUGUGACUUACGAAAAGUUGGCGAACUAUCAAAGAAACUCUUAGACCUCGGAUUUGAUACAAACACACCCACGUUCAUAUUAUCGGAAUGCGUACUUGUCUACAUGUCCUCAGAGUCCUCUAAUCCAAUUAUAGAGUGGGCGGGGAAAACAUUCAGUACUGCGAUAUGGAUCAAUUAUGAGCCAAUUUUACCAGACGAUCGUUUUGGGCGGACAAUGUUGAGUAAUUUAAAAUACAGGGGAUGUGCCUUAUUAGGAAUAGACUCCUGUCCUGACCUCACAUCACAAAGACAAAGAUUCCUAAACUAUGGUUGGAGUCAUAGCUGGGCUCUUGACAUGUGUCAAGUGUAUUCUCUACUACCGAGAGAUGACGUGGCAAGAAUAGAGAGACUGGAUUUCCUUGACGAGAAAGAACUUCUAACACAGCUGCUACAGCACUAUACACUUAGCUGUGGCUUUAAAGACACUAAAGGAAUUGGAUUAGAGAGAGUCAGUUUAGAAGACAAGACAUUAUGAUGCUUUAUUUUAAUGUUAUUUUUUAGUAAACAAAAUAUCAGUGUUCAAUUUAAA